AUGACCAACCCAAGUCUCGUCAUGUCGCACUUGAUACCCAACGAACCUGCGCACGCUAAUUACGAUUCGUCCAAAAUUCCUUUGCGAUACUUAUUUUUCGAUAUCUUGAAAGAGGUUGCUAAACAACUGGAUAUCGAUAAUGGAUCAAGCCUAACCAAGAAUUGGAAAAUCCUGGCUUCCAUACUGAAAUUUAGUGAGAGCGAUAUACAUGGAUUGUCAAACUGCCAUCCAUCGAUAACCUUGAAAAUGCUCAAUGAACAUUUCGCACGUUUUCCCGAUUUUACUGUACAAGAAUUCAUUUCUGUAUUGGAAAGAAUGGGUCGUCAAGAAUUAGCCUUGAUCGUUAGAGAUGGUUUAAGGGACGGACUCUACAUUGAUCAAGGAAAUAUCAGACAUUCUUAUAUCAGAACAGAACUUAGAAAUGAUCAUAACGGCGAGUACGCUUUACCUGCACCAGCACGCAAUCCUAUCACCAGUCGAGAUAUUAGCAAUCAUCAUUACCAUGGCCACCUUCCAUUACAACCUCUUUACGAACAGUCCGAGACGGAAAAUGUACAGUAUCCAACAGUCCAAGUCCCUAUGUUACCAUCAGUUCGACGUCCACCUGGAACGCGGUCGUUAAUGAUUUAUUCCCACCGCAGUGAAACACAUCAAGAAAAUGUAGCUAGUCUUGCAAAGACUCUUUGUCAAGAAUUCGGUAUGAGCUGUAUGGAUCCUUACAAGGCCGAUGAAUUUCAUACCGAAAACUGUUGUGCUUUCAUUGCAUCCAAGAUGGAAGAAGCGGACUUGGUAUUCUUCGUUUUUGAUAAAAAUUAUUUGAGUGAUAGAGACUUUGAUGGUGAGGAAGUCCCCAUGGCAGAUGCUCCCGAGUCUUCACCGUUUGAGUACAAUCUAACCCACAUUAGGGCUUUACGACUAGCCGACACUAUUAUGACGAAUGAUAUUUACGCUCAUGGUAUGCGUAAUAAGAAAUUUAUUUUUAUGUUAAUGGACAACGGUUUGCCUGAAUAUAUACCCAAGAUAUGUAGAAUGUUUAAAUAUUUUAGGUGGCCUCAAGAUAAAAAAGGUUUGAUGCGCCUAAUUCGAGCUUUAAGGAAAAAGAAAAAUCCUUCUUCUUAA
Molecule: messenger RNA, 1119 nt
Organism: Trichoplax adhaerens
Lineage: Eukaryota; Metazoa; Placozoa; Uniplacotomia; Trichoplacea; Trichoplacidae
Exons: 3
Coding region: 1-1119 (372 amino acids)
Biological process (GO): signal transduction
Molecular function (GO): protein binding
Source: RefSeq, a predicted model, not a curated record